Drosophila sechellia is the source of this 1385-nucleotide messenger RNA. It is a transcript of the gene spab, whose product is annotated as space blanket. The transcript is spliced from 5 exons. NCBI's taxonomy places the organism in Eukaryota, Metazoa, Arthropoda, Insecta, Diptera, Drosophilidae. The coding region runs from base 426 to 977 and encodes 183 amino acids. The record is from RefSeq and is a predicted model, not a curated record.
UCCGGCGCCGCUGAUUUGGGGCUCGACGAAUACCUGGGCCCCUAUGGCGCCGCCGAACAGGAGCAGCACCAGCCGCAUCCUCCGCCGCAGCAGUGUUUACAACACAUAGAAAAAAGAUUCUUGCCUGAAGCAGCUAAAGGCAACACCCAAACUCAAUAAAAAUCGCACCACUCGAACUCAUCUGAAAACGCAUACGCCUUGUGGGCGUGCCACAAAUAUCCGAAGGCGUCUGGCGCAGCGUUUUGCAGCAAUUCGAAAUUGGAACUUGUAUGCUUGUAUGGUUUUAUUGGCCCACUGGAUCACUGGUUUCAAUCAACGGAAAUUUCAGAGUUCGCGCUGAAACUCAAAUUAAUUAACGCGCAACGAGUGUUAGCGUUAUUGAUAACCCAACCAACCAACCAACUGCUGCAGCGCUGUAAGGGGAUAUGGAUAUAGCGCAUACGCACCGUGCGCCCAACAAAUGCCACACUAAUUGCCACCGCACUCGACCUUCCCCACAGAUGCGCCAGCAGACCGAAGUUUACGGAAUCGUGGAGCCGCUGAUUGAGGACACGCCCUGUGCCGACCGACCCUGCCUCCUCAACGACGAUUGCUGUCCUUCCGGAGUUUGCGUCAGCACAUACGGCGAAGGCAAAUGCGUAUAUGUGUUUGGUCGUCAGCGGGAUCUGUGCCAGGGACAUGCGGACUGUCCGCAGGGCAGCUCCUGCAUGCUGGUCCCCCAGGAGGGAGUGUGGCGAUGUGAGCCGAGCGUGGAGUCGGGCGGGGCCACGUCGCUGCUGGAGGGCAUAUUCGGAGCGAAGGAGCGUCAACCGCUUGGCAACGAGUGCAGCAGCAGCAGCGACUGCCAGGUGAUCAACGGAAUGUGCUGUCAACAGCAGCGUUUGCACCACCGGGCAGCCAUCAAGCUGAGCUGUGGCUACUUUCGCGAUGCCUUCGACUGUGUGGAUAUGGUCGGAGCAGAGCGUCGGCGCAACUAAUGAUCAAAGUUCUCGGGUUGCAGAGCUCAGAAAACCGAAGGAAAGUAGCCAAACAGCAAUGGAAUCGGAUAAAUGAUUGAGUAUGAAUUACUUCAAUAUUGAAACAUAUCCAGUUGUUAAACGAAUAGAUAUCAAGGUCAAAUUGCUAUAGCUUAGAGAGAGCAUUUGUAUUUCUAUAAUCUGCAUAUGAAUAUUUGCUAUUACUCAAACGAUCUUAGACAUCUAGAUGUGUUUUUAGUAGAGACUCCAAAUAUACUGACUGAGGCAUUCAAUGUUAAUAGCAGAAAGAAGUGUAUUCCAAUGCAGUUUUACCAUACUUAAGCAACAAUUAAAUCGUUUCACGUCUAAAUGUAAAUCGAAUACAAUAAAAGCAUUAACAAAUAUCUGCACUUUCACUGGAAUUGUUAA